CCCGCGGGUCCCCUGGGCGCUGCCUGUCGCCGUGCUCCCCCUCUGGGCAUGCCGCUGAACUUGGAUCGCUUCGUCCUCUGGUUGUUCUUCAAGGAUGGAGGCUUCAUGUAAAUCUCUGCCUACAGUUUUGGUAGGAAAGAUUGGUGUUCUUGUGGUGCCUUGAGAUGCCACUGGACAAAGAAGUUAAAAUCUGAGAUGGAACGCUGUAUUAAGCAGAGUUUGUUACUGCAGGGCUUAGAGUGUGCAUUUAUCAGAGAUUGCAGGGUGAAGUAAACGGAAAGAAGGAAUAAUUCAAAUCCACUGAAAUGAGUUGAGCAAUAAAGUCUCUUUCAACAGAGCUUGUCAGAUAAGGUGUUAAAACAGGCAGCACUCAGGCUCCACUGUGUUAAACCCCUCUACAGAUGUGUCUCGGGUGUUUCUUCCCUCAAGUUUCAACACAGCAGCUUUCUGAAAACCUCUAACAUUUCACAGGUCCUGAAUUUUUGAUGCUGAUAUAUUGCUCAGAGUACCAUGAACAGAUUUGUGUGGACAGAGAUAAAUUCUUCUGUUUAAAAGGGGAAAGGCAGUAAAAAUCAGAAGUGUUCUUCUCACGUAGCCUCCCACUCCUUGUGUUCCUUGUUUGUAUUUUUUACCAAUUCCAACCUGUCAGGCUGUGCUGCUUCCAGUUCAUGGCCAGAACACCCUGGGGAUGAUAAGGAGUGGUGGGGCUCACUCACCUUUGUCCUCGAGGCAUUAGCAGGUGAAAUGUGCUGGGUGUUCGCAAGGGACAGUGCUCAUGGGCUGAGCUUUGGAAACAUCAAACUCAUUUUUAUCAGUCCCUGAAUAGGGUUAAAACUCAUGGGUGAUGAAGAACUUUUGCAUCCUCGUGCUUCUUAAAAGAUCUCUUGAUUUCUCCCUCAUGUUUCUGUUGUUCAGUUAACACCCUCUGGUCUGGUUUUGAUGUGAAAUAAAGUUGGGUCCUGUGGAGCCCUAUUUCUGUUUCGGGACAUUUUCCACAAUUCUUAAUUUGCACAGUGUUUUAGAGUCUUUGCAAGGCAUAUCUCCCAUGAUUUUUAUUUUAACUGCAUGGUUCGUGUAUUAAAAAUUAUUAAAUAAUUCUCCUAUUCUCCUAUUUUAGGAAGAAGUUUUUCCUUACCCAGAAAUUAGCAAUGAAGAACUGGCAGAAAUCAACCAGUUUGUGGGACCUGUUGAAAAGUUCUUCAAUGAAGAAGUGGACUCGAAGAAAAUCGAUCAAGAUGCAAAAAUCCCACCCGAAACCUUACAGGGACUGAAGGACCUGGGUCUCUUUGGCAUGCAGAUUCCAGAGGAAUAUGGUGAGUAAAUGCCACAGAAGAACAUCUAGGGGUGCAUUUUGUGCCGCUUUUGUACCUCUCCAGUUAAAGCUGCUACAUUCCUGUAUUUCUGUACUUGAAAUGGAUUUUUGGGGGAGCGGGGAAGUGGCACAAAAAAUGUACUGAAAUAAAACCUGGUGCCUGUUCCAGGUGGGCUGGGCCUGUCAAACACCAUGUAUGCACGUCUGGGAGAAAUCAGCUCCCUGGAUGGCUCCAUUGCAGUGACCCUGGCAGCUCACCAGGCCAUUGGGCUGAAGGUAAUGCUGCUGCUCUGGGGCCAGGGCUUCUGCACAGAUUGCAUGGGAAAGGUGAAGUGAAAAAUGUGGGGCUUAGGGGGAGCAAAUCAGAAUUACUGGCAAAGCAUAAAUCAGGUUGUUGGUGUCUGCAGCAGCCUCUGCCACUGGUUCAGUGUGAGACAGAAAGGCUGCAUAGGAAGUACACAAGGAAGUUACUAUUAGGAUAAUUGUUCUUAGAUGAAUGAGUCCAAGUUGGUUUUUUUUAAAUUGGCUAAACUUGUCUAAAGUACCUAGAAUAAAUAGAAUUGAAACAGUAUCAGGGGGGCUCAGGUGAUGAGGAAGGAAAGAAUUCAGAAAAGAGGAACUUUGGCUGGCUGGGGCUGCAUGUUGGGGGGCCUAGAGGAGAUAACUCAUCUGAGAGAAAGUGUGUCAGUUUUGAACUUGAAUAUAGCCAUAGGUAUUUACCUUUUUAGUGCUGGGUGGAUGGCAGAAAGAAGCUUGAAACCACACUCAGUUUGUUAUAGCAAGAGAAGAUUCCUUGUCGAAUUGAGCAGAGAAUGCUAAUGAAAAAAUAUUUUAAUGACUGACAAAUAAUACAGUCUUGUUGAUUAAACUGUCUCUUGCUAUGCCAUAAAACUUGCAGAUGAAGCUUUCUAAACAUGCUGGAGCUUGUCAGCUCCCUCUCUUUUCCCACAGGGUGAUGCUGCAAAGUUUCCUGUGCUUGUUUCUGCAGGGGAUCCUCAUUGCUGGCACCGAGGAGCAGAAGGCCAAGUACCUGCCCCGCCUGGCCUCGGGGGAGCACAUUGCUGCCUUCUGCCUCACCGAGCCCGGCAGUGGGAGUGAUGCUGCAUCCAUCCAGACAAGGGCAACCCUGAGUGAAGAUGGGAAACACUUCCUGUUAAAUGGCUCCAAGGUCUGGAUCUCCAAUGGUGGCCUGGCCAGUAUUUUCACAGUGUUUGCCAGGACAGAGAUUGUGGACAAGGACGGGCAGGUGAAGAAUAAAAUCACUGCUUUCAUCGUGGAGCGGGACUUCGGGGGUGUCACCCAUGGGAAACCCGAGGAUAAACUGGGCAUUCGAGGCUCCAACACCUGUGAAGUACAUUUUGAAAACACCAAAGUGCCUAUAGAGAAUGUAAUUGGAGAAGUUGGGGGGGGAUUUAAGGUUGCCAUGAAUAUCCUCAACAGUGGAAGAUUUAGCAUGGGCAGUGCAUCUGCUGAAAUGAUUAAGAAGUUGAUAGAACUGACAUCAGAGUAUGCUUGCACCAGGAAACAAUUCAAUAAGAAACUCAGCCAGUUUGGAUUAAUUCAGGAGAAGUUUUGUUUGAUGGCUGUGAAAGCCUACGUGAUGGAGAGCAUGGCUUACCUGACUGCAGGGAUGAUGGACAGGCCAGGCUUCCCUGACUGCUCCGUCGAGGCUGCCAUGGUCAAGGUGUUCAGCUCUGAAGGUGCCUGGGCAUGUGUGAGUGAGGCUCUGCAGAUCCUUGGAGGCCUUGGCUACAUGAAGGAUUAUCCCUAUGAACGCUACCUCAGAGACACCAGGAUCCUGCUCAUCUUUGAGGGCACCAAUGAAAUCCUGAGAAUGUACAUUGCACUGACAGGGAUGCAGCAUGCAGGGAAGAUCUUAACUGACAAAAUUAAAGCAAUCAAGAAAGGAAACGUGGGAGUGGCGCUGGGGGAGUUCCUGACCAGGUUACAGGACACCCUGGGCAGGAAGGUGGAUCUGGGGCUUGUAGGUGACAGUGGGGUGGUGCAUCCCAGCCUCCAGGAGAAUGCCAAGAAACUUGAAGAAAACGUUUAUUAUUUUGGAACUACAGUCAGGGGCCUGCUAAGUAGGUUUGGCAAGACAAUAGUGGAUGAGCAGCUGGUGCUGAAGAGAGUGGCAGAUGUGGUGAUUAAUUUGUAUGCAAUGACUGCAGCCAUCUCCCGGGCCAGCCGCUCCAUCAGCAUCGGGCUCAGGAACCAUGACCACGAGGUGCUUCUUACAAAUAUCUUCUGCACAGAAGCCUAUUUCAAGAAUAAUUAUGCCAUGGCUCAAUUAGAAAAAUAUGCUGAUGAAAACCUGGAUGAUUCCAUUAAAAAAGCUGCAAAGCAGAUCCUGGAGAAGAGGGCAUACAUCUGCUCUCACCCUCUGGACAGGACCUUCUGAUUCCUCCCUGAGAGCAGGCACUCAUGAAUGUCAGUCAGGGAGGAAUUUGCUGC
Molecule: messenger RNA, 3766 nt
Organism: Passer domesticus (house sparrow)
Lineage: Eukaryota; Metazoa; Chordata; Aves; Passeriformes; Passeridae
Product: complex I assembly factor ACAD9, mitochondrial-like
Exons: 15
Coding region: 2211-3713 (500 amino acids)
Molecular function (GO): flavin adenine dinucleotide binding; acyl-CoA dehydrogenase activity
Source: RefSeq, a predicted model, not a curated record